AUGGAAAACGAUCAAAAUUCACGUCUGAACGAUGAUUUUCUUUUGGCUGCAUACUGCAAUAGUGUCGGUAGUAGUCAUGGCCAGAUGGGUGAUCAUGCAGGAGCUCUUCCGUAUUUCUUAAAAGCUCUUGAGAUUCAACAGCGUAUACUUCCUGAAAACGAUGUUAAUAUAGCUGUGUCCUGCAAUAACGUUGGCGCGGUAUAUAAUAAUUUAGGCGACUCUUCGAAAGCACGUUCAUUUAUCGAAUGCGCUAUAAACAUCGGACAGCAAUCUUUACCAGAAAAUGAUCAUGAACUUCAGAAAUGGAAAAGAAAUCUUGACAAGAUUGACAAACCUUAA
Adineta ricciae is the source of this 339-nucleotide messenger RNA. The record is from the annotation of a GenBank genome assembly. Lineage: Eukaryota; Metazoa; Rotifera; Eurotatoria; Adinetida; Adinetidae.